UGUUAUGCCAUCUAAUAUCCUUUUUGCCUAUGUUUGUCUAACAAGUGAAUAAAAUACUCUGUUAAAAUAAAUGAAUAACAUAAUUAAAGUAAAAACUCAUGUCAACAACAGGACACAUAACAGAAACUGAGCUAAAAAGAGAAAUGAUUUAAACAAACUGAGGAAAUUAAAGAGAUUAAAACAAAAACUGGCAGCUAAUAAAAACUAAGCCAAGGGCGACACCUUGAGGUGAAACAAAAACAUGAUAACGAAGCCCAACCAAACAAAACUGUAGAGAGUUCAGGACAGGGACAAAUCAUGGAAAAUAGCCCUUACAUUUGUUCUUUGGUUCAUAGGACUUUCAUAAAACAGAAAAAACAAACUGGCAUAUAGUGCUCUCUGAUUGGCUAAUAAGAAUCCAGUGUAACAGUCAUUUGUACUCUACGGAGUGAAUCAUUUACAAAAGCAAAAACACUACAGAAACAUUUUAAUGGACUAUGAGUAUAAAAGGGUUAACUGAUUUUUUCAGGAACAACUGAGUUAUUCCAUUGUACCCUGAUAUAGAUCUAGUAUACAUAAACCAUAAUAUCUGUUUUACCAACUUCAAAACAUACAUCAUACCAGUACUGGUGUUUCCUAUUACAAAUCUUCAUGACACUUUUUAUAUAAGCAUGUCAAGACACUGAUCAUUAUUGACCAAAUAGGAGUGUGUGGAACACAUUUUGUUAAAUUGUAAGUAAUUAUUACAUUGUCAGUGUCUCCACUAAAGGUUGACAUAACAAGGCUCCGCUGGGCUGAUGAGGCAAUUGCAGGGAACUUGAACUGAGUUACGUAACACAGUUUCUCCAGUCAGAACAAACUGUAUUAAAUGUUUAUCAGAUUGUGUCGGUAUAUCACCCUAUAACGUUAUUUUAUAUCUUUGCAUGGGCAGUUUUAAUUGUGUACUUAAAGCAGAAGGUUUUUUACUAGGGCUAUAAACACGCUGACUCAUUGAAACCACUCCUCUUCCUGGAAUGAUUUCAAGUGCAAUAAACCCUCCCUCUAUUUCCUGCUUUCCAACACAGUCAGUCCCAUUCAGUCCAAAUGUUUCCUGCCUCCUUUUACUUCAGCAGAUCUGUCAGUGUAUAGAUGGGAGUAACUGUUAUGUUGUAAAGUGAAGCCCCAUUCAUUGCAGAUCAGCAAGCACAUAUAACGAAAGGGAACAAAGCUUUGGUUUGGACUAUCAGUUCUCAGUGCUCAUCAUGCAUGUGAAAGUGAAACUAUUUCACAUUCACUGUCUCUGAGCGAUGAAAUGGCGCACCAACAAAACCUGCUUGACCAGAAAAAACUCUCCUGUUCGAUCUGUUUGGAUCUACUGAAGGAUCCAGUGACUAUUCCCUGUGGACACAGCUAUUGUAUGAACUGUAUUAAAAGCCACUGGCUUGAAGAGCAUCAGAAGAAAAUCCGCAGCUGUCCUCAGUGCAGACAAAUCUUCAGACCGAAGCCUGUCCUGGUGAAAAACACCAUGUUAGCAGAUUUAGUGGAGGAAGUGAAGAAGAUAGAACUCCAAGCUGCUCCACCUGAUCACUGCUAUGCCGGACCUGAAGACGUUGCCUGUGAUGUCUGCACCGGCAGAAAAUUGAAAGCUCUCAAGUCCUGUCUGCAGUGUCUGGUCUCUUACUGUGAGCAACACCUCCAGCCUCACUAUGAAUCUCCUGCCUUUGAAAAACACAAGCUGGUCGACCCCUCCAAGAAGCUUCAUGAGAACAUCUGCUCUCAUCAUGGUAAAAUUAUGAAGAUUUUCUGCCGUACUGAUCAAAAAUGUAUCUGUUGUGUUUGCUGCAUGGAUGAACAUGAAGGCCAUGACACUGUCUUAGCUUCAGAGGAAAGGACUAAGAGGCAGGGAGAGCUUGGAACGAGUCGACAAAAAAUCCAGCAGAGAAUCCAGGACAGAGAAAAAGAUGUGAAGAUGCUUCAGCAGGAGCUGGAAACCAUUAAUCGCAUUGCUGAUAGUGCAAUGAGUAACAGCGAGAAGAUCUUCAUUGAGCUGGUCCGUCUUAUCAAGAAUAGAAGCUCUGAUGUGAAGCAGCAGAUCAGAUCCAAGCAGAAAACUGAGGUCAGUCGGGCAAAAGAGCUUCAGGAGAAGCUGCAGCAGGAGAUUGUCGAGCUGAGAAGGAAAGAUAAAGCUCUGGAGCAGCUCUCGCACACAGAGGACCACUCUCUAUUCCUACACAAUUACUCCUCGUUGUCCCAACUUAGUGAAUAUACAGACUCACCCAGCAUCAAAAUCCGUCCUCAGAGGUACUUUGAAGGUGUGACAGAAGCUGUGUCUGUGGUCAGAGAUAAACUACAGGAAAUUCUUGGUGAGGUAUGGACCAAAAUCUCACAAGUAGUGACUGAGGGUGAUAUUUUACUGCCACAAGAAGAGCCUAAGACCAGAGCUGAAUUUUUACAAUACACACACCAAAGCACACUGGAUCCAAAUACAGCAAACGCCCGGUUGUUAUUAUCAGAUGAGAACAGAAAAGCUACGGUAGCUAAACAAAAACAGCUAUAUUCUAGUCAGCAAGACAGAUUUACUGACAUGUUUCAGGUCCUGGGUAGAGAGAGUCUGGGUGGAUGUUGUUACUGGGAGGUGGAGAGGAGCAGGUAUGAAGUUUCAGUGGCAGUUGCAUACAAGAAUAUUAGCAGAACAGGAUAUGAAAGUGGAUUUGGAAAUGAUGACAGGUCUUGGGCCUUGGAAUGUUUCGACAAACGUUAUGAAUUCAGACAUAAUGGCGUUACAACUUAUAUCUCAGGCCCUCAAUCAUCCAGAGUUGGAGUGUACCUGGAUCACAGAGCAGGUAUUCUGUCCUUCUACAGCAUCUCUGACACCAUGACUCUCCUCCACAGAGUCCAGACCACAUUCACUCAGCCGCUCUAUCAGGGACUUGGUAUUUUUGGUUCGGAUGAUAAUGGAUCUGCUGCUGAGCUCUGUAAGCUUGAGUAGAAAGAGGUUAAGAGGCAGUGGGAGUAGGGGUGUGAGUCAGUGGCUUCACAGAGAUUAAACUCUCUUCAUGAGUCAGUGAUUAAUGAUUUAACAAGUAUUGUUUUUUCUUUUUGAUUUGAUCUGACUAUGUGUACUAUCAUUUGAUUCAGAAACUAUAAUAAGACAUUAUUAUGGUUUUGGCUUUGAAGUAUUGCAAUUCCAGUGCAGUUUUGCAAUGUUUGGAUUCUUCCUUUAAGGGAUGCCAAAAAAGUGAGUUCUUAGUAAUGAAAGUGUUGAAAGUGUCUUAGUCACGGUCUUUCUCAGUCAUGUGUGCUUGUGAAAUGCAGUGUGAGUAACAUUUCCAGAAUGUUGAAACUCCUAAGAAUUAUUCCAAGGAACUCGCUAUACUCCAACAAUUAUGGUUUAGAGUUGCUGUCUUUUCUUCACAUUGAACUCUUGUAUUACUACAUUCCAAAUGUUUUAUCUUCAGGUACAAAUUUUGCACCAGAAAUGAAGUUACAGCUGGGUAAAACCACAGUGCACUUCCUCUAUGAUGAUAUUUUUUUAUAAAUAAAUCUUUUUACAGUUGCACAUUAUUGCUUUGAAUCUGUAAAUAAUUUAACAUGUUCAAUUGUCUACUCUUACAUAUAGUGUUCCUUUAUUUCAUGUGAACAUUUGCACUUUCAUUUUAGAUUGAAGUAAUAUUUUUGUGAUUUUGUUUUUAUAGAAACCUGGAUUGUGAUCAUUGUAUACAAUUGUCAUGAAAAGCACUUUGCCAAUAAACUGAGAUCCUCA
Messenger RNA from Thunnus maccoyii (southern bluefin tuna), 3721 nucleotides. RefSeq names its product E3 ubiquitin/ISG15 ligase TRIM25-like. The transcript has a single exon. The coding region runs from base 1271 to 2947 and encodes 558 amino acids. Lineage: Eukaryota; Metazoa; Chordata; Actinopteri; Scombriformes; Scombridae. Gene Ontology annotation, molecular function: zinc ion binding; protein binding. The record is from RefSeq and is a predicted model, not a curated record.